GUAAAUUGAACUACAGAGUGAGAUUCUAAGCAGAAGUUAUAACAACAUAUAGAAACUAAUAAUUAAGUAAGUAAAUAUGUAACGUUUAUUUACUACUUUAAUGAUAAUUGUCGGUAUUUGUAUAUAUCUGUAUACAUAUUUUAUUAUUGAAUUUAGUACAAAAUGUUUAAUGGAAAAAUGUUUUAUUACAAUAAUAUUUCGGUUCAAGAGCAUAAUACUCCUAUUUUGACACGCUUCCUAUAUAUCUGAUUAUGUCAAGAUAACAAAUGCCCAUACAAAAAUAUUGUAAAUCUUAAUUGUAAUAGACUUGGCAGUUUGUUACCAAUAACUAUAUUACCCGUGGAAAUGCAACGUUAAAUAAAGGAAACAGUUUUUGUGGGGAAGUGGCGACUAUUGUGAACUAUGACGAUGAACAGAAUUACGUGGGUACUCGUGCGAUUCAUUUGUGAUGUCUUCAGCCCACUGUAUUGAACAUUUUAAUGUUGCAGAAAUAGUAGACAAUCUAAAUUACUUUAUCAAAGAAAGUAAAGCAUAUACAGAAGACAAUGUUCUCGUUUACAAUAUAUUUGUAUACAGCAUUCCAAAAAAGUUCACGGAAAACGAUUUACGAGAUUAUUUCUCAAGCUUUGGUAAUUUGUUUGACGUAAAACUUGUCGCUGACGAACGACGUGAAGCGCCCAAAGUGUGGUUUGUGAACUAUUCUGAACCGGAAAGUGCCUGCAGCGUGCUGAAAAAAUGUAAUCAUCGUUUGCAAGGCGUACGAAUCGGUGUUAAAGCAGCGGAUAGCUGGAAACAGCCCAAUUCGGAAAGAGCAUGUAGUGUUAUGUUAUACGAUAGCUGGUUCCAGCCCACUAUUGCAAUAUUAUCGACAAAUGGCACAAAUAUACUAUCGUUGAAUGAUGAUUGCUUAGAAAUAGUAUUUGAUUUGUUGGAGUUAAAAAAUAAAGUGCGUUUUGCGCGUGUAUGCAAGCGCUUCCACGACAUUUUCCAAAUGCUUUGCAAACGCGAAUUCAAAUACUUCGAUCUGGGUAAAUUGUCUGGCAUGACGUUAUGGGAGAUACGUGAUUUUUUUCGUUUUGCUGGCGGAAAUAUUGAAAGAAUAUUAGGCAGACUGCCGUAUAAAAAUCGCUUACGAAUUGUUGAAUUUAUAACAACCUUUUGUGGAAAAUUGCGUCUAAAACUGAAUGAAAAUAACAAGCGAACAGAAUGUCUGAAAAUGUUAGCACGAUACACCCAAAUGCUAAAUAGUCAAAGUUACAAGCAGAUAGAAUUUUAAAAUAGAGAAAAGAAGACCCUACACAAAUGUCUUCCGAGAUUUAUAACAAUUAAUAGAAAUUUAAAGUAGCGUAAUGUUAAACAUAAAUAAAUAAAAAUAACAACAACCAGAAAUGAAUUAUAAGAUAGAGAAUACGAAGAAAAAACUUGGAUAAAGGUGUUGCCCGAUCCUUAUUAAAAUUCUAAAUAUCUCACGAAAACCAUUUUGAACAAUCCACUCAUUUAUACCCGAAUAUAAAAAUGUAUGUAUCUAUGUAUACAAAAAAA
This is a messenger RNA of Bactrocera oleae (olive fruit fly), 1542 nucleotides long. The record is from RefSeq and is a predicted model, not a curated record. Lineage: Eukaryota; Metazoa; Arthropoda; Insecta; Diptera; Tephritidae.